AUGGCAACUUCUAAUCAUUCCAAUUUAUCACAAUCUCCAACGGAUAUGACAAAUAGCACUAUUAAAAACAAUAAUAUUCUCCGAUCUAAAUCAUCUAAUGCAAAGGUUUCUUCAAGAGCACAUCUUGAAAGAAUGGUUCAAUUGAGAAAUAGUAAAAUUAUAGAAUUAUAUUGUGUUUCGCGACUGAGUGAUUUAUUGAAUGUUAAAGAUGCUAAAAAUUUAAAUAACGAUAUUAAUGAUUGUUUAAAUAGAAAUGAUAUUAUGAAAAAUGUAAAAUUUCAAGUUGAAAGUUUACCUAAAGUUAAUUAUUUUAAUUAUCCAAAUUUAACAUCAAAUAUUUCAACAUCAACUUCUUCAUCAUUAUAUCCAAGAAAGAGUCUUAGUACAGGAAAUAUUACUAAGAAAAAUAAUAAUAAUAAUAAUAAUGUAUCUACAACAAAUACAAAUAAGAAUAAGAAAAGAUCAUCGAUUGCUUUGGCUGUCUCUUCUGCAUCUUCUCCAACACCAACUGUAUCACAACAAAUAAUUGAAAAGGUUGAAACACACUCAGAUUUAGUCAAUUUUUCAAAAUCUUCAGAAUAUUUAUUAAAUAAAUCAAUCGUAUCAUCAUCAUCGUCAUUACCACCACCACCUUUGAAGAGAAAAAUGGAUACUACAGAAAAUAAAGAUAAUUAUAAUAAUGAAAUAUCAACAAAAAAAUUGAAAAAAGAUUUAUCAAAGACUGUAGAAGAACAAAAAUCACUUCCAACUUUACAAAAUAAUAACCGUCCUAAUACUGCAGUUGCUGCAGCUAUUGCUGCAGCAAAACAAGCACGCAACAAUUAUUAUUCAAACUUAUAUAUUCCACCAUCAAAACCAACACCUGUAGAGAUUAAACCGCAAUAUAGAGAUUCUAUCGUGAAUAAAUUAAACGAAUCAAAGACAAAAUCUUCGAAUUUUUAUAAUAGUGACGAUAUCAAUGCCAAAGAUAUAGUAUAUUUAAUGACAAAGGAUCAAGUACCUUCUAAGAUUCCACAUUCUAUCCCAUUGGCAGAAUUAAAAUAUAUGGCGCAGACUUUGCCAUUGAUUGAGUUGAUUCCUAGAGCUCAUAAAGUACUUACAACAGAUAUAAUUAAUAAUGCUUUGAAUGAAGCAAGAGUUACUGUGGUUGGCUCUAGAAUUGAAGAAUUAAGAAGAUUAUCAUUGUGGUGUUUAAGACAGCCAAAAUUAUUUAUUGACCCUUGGAAUAAUGAUCAUACAUAUUAUACUAGAUUAUUAGAAGAGGCUAAGUGGAUGCAGGCAGAUUUUAAAGAAGGAAAAAAUUAUAGAAUUGCAACAUGUGUAACUUUAGCCCAAGCUGUUAUGGAUUAUUGGACAUAUGGGAAAGUAUGUUGUAUAAAAAAGAAGCCAAUCGUACAUUUAUCAGAUCCCGUAAAUGUAUUAAAGGAAGAAAAUGCGAUUUUACCAACUACGACAGAAGCUACUAUUGCAGGACCAGAUGGAACAACAUUACCUUCAUCCACUAUUUCACCAAUUACAGAAACAGACACACAUAAAGAAAAUGAUGUUGACACUGGGAAUAGUUUUGAUAAGGAUACAAAAUUAGAUGAGAAAAAAGAAGAUGUCACUACAGAUGUACCGGAUUCUAUAGAUGAGAAUAUUCCAUCACAUCCGAUUGUAGAUAUUGCACCAAUAACUGUAUCUGACACAGAUAUUGAUUCAAAUGUUGAUACAAAUAUUGAUACAAAUAUUGAUGCAGAAAUGGACGCAGCUAUUGUCCCACCUAUUAACGCAAAUGUUGAUGCAGUUCUUGAAACAGAUACUGGUACUUUAACAGAAGAGAUAAGUGAAAAACCAGAGUCAGCCAAGAACGAGAUUAUCGAUGAGAAUGGAAGUGAUAAAAAGUCAGAUCUUAAUACAGUAGAAGAUAAAGAGAAACCUAGUGUAGAGGAUAACAGUGAACAAACUCAAGCAGAAAACACAGAAAAGAAUUUAGAAAAUAUUGGUACUGAACUAGUAUCUGACAAAACUACUGAAUCUCCUGAAAAAAGCAUUAACCCAAGCUUGCUAAAUGUAACACCUGGCUCUUCAAUGGAUGUAAACCAAUCAUCAACAUUUUUAGAGAGCGUUGCUGAAGAAAAUCAAGAUAUUCGUAGAAAGGAAAUGUAUCCAUUUAAAUUAUAUAUUUCUAUGGAUGAUUUAACGACAGCUGAACGUAAUCUGACAAAAGAAAUACCAAUAUAUAUGGGAAUUGAUAAAGAAAAUGAUAAGCCUAACCGAAAAGAUACAUCAUUCAUUCCAAUAUCUAAAUCAAUGAUGACUCUAGAUGAUGAUCAUUUCUUCAAAGUCAUUGAAAAACAAAUAAUGAAUGACGAGCAAUCAUUGAAUCAAUUGAGUAAAAGAAGAGGUAUGUUUUACGCCAACAGACGGAAUCAUUAUUUAAGACCACCAGCUGUUCCUUCAUUGAGAUAUUUGAGAAAUAGAACACCUACGAUUUGGCUUCCAGAAGAUGACAAAGAGUUGGUUAAGAACAUUAAUGCAUAUUCAUACAAUUGGGAAUUGAUUAGUUCACAAAUGAUACAUAGACCAACGAGAUCAUAUCUGUCCAAUAUUGAAAUUAGGACGCCAUGGCAAUGUUUUGAAAGAUUUGUUCAACUAAACGAGCGUUUCACUUUUAAUGACAUGAAAGGUCCUAGAGCACACAGUGCCCAACAAUGGCUAAUUGAAGCACAUAAGUUUCAGCAAAGACAAAAUAGAAGAAUUUCUCCCCUUGGUGUCGGUGAGGAAUCGAUUCAAAGAGGUCAUAAGAGGUUACGUUGGGCUAGUAUGUUUGAAGUCAUGAGAAAAACUAUAAAGAAGAGAGAGAAUGCUCCAAAACCAAACAAGUCACAACCCAGAAAACCAUUGGAUACGAAAAAUAUGAAAAUUCCUACACCUGCUGAGAUGUCUCAAUUGAAAGCUCAAAGAGAUGAGGCCCUACGUAGGGACGUUCAAUUUAGAAGAAAUGUUAAGAAUAGAACACAACAAAAACAAUUCUUAGCAGCACAAGCACAACAACAAAGAGGAAAGACAAAUUCCAGACAACUAAAUGGCGUCAGUUCUAAAGAUCCUCCACCUGAACAAGCGGUAGGGAAACCAGUACCAGAUUCUAGAGUAUCAAAUUCAAUACCCCCGAUUGAUAAAAAUAAUCCUGAAAUGAUACUUAUCUUAAAUUAUACAAAGAAAAUACUAGCACAGAAUCCAGAACUUCCGCCAGGUGUAGCAUGGAAAACUGCAGAAAAUUAUGUUAAGAAGGUUAAAGAGCAACAAAUCCAAUUGAAACAACAACAGCAACAGCAACAGCAACAACAGCAACAACCGUCACAGCUUGUACAACCCCAGGCUCCAUCACCAAGUAAUUUAUCAGUUGUUUCCGCGCAGCAAAAUUUGAAUCCUUCCAUUCAACAAGGACAUUUGCAACCACCUACAAUGGGUGGUUCUAACAAUGGCAAUGCAACUAAAAUAAAAUCACCAACUCCAUCAGAGAUUUUACAAAGAUUUCAAAAGUAA
This is a messenger RNA of Maudiozyma saulgeensis, 3528 nucleotides long. The record is from the annotation of a GenBank genome assembly. NCBI's taxonomy places the organism in Eukaryota, Fungi, Ascomycota, Saccharomycetes, Saccharomycetales, Saccharomycetaceae.